This is a messenger RNA of Heterocephalus glaber (naked mole-rat), 1927 nucleotides long. RefSeq names its product TBC1 domain family member 24 (gene Tbc1d24). The record is from RefSeq and is a predicted model, not a curated record. NCBI's taxonomy places the organism in Eukaryota, Metazoa, Chordata, Mammalia, Rodentia, Bathyergidae.
GGCAGUCCAGAGUCUCCUCCCAGGCACACCAGGCACCAUGGACUCCCUAGGGUACAACUGCUUUGUAGACAAAGACAAGAUGGAUGCUGCCAUCCAGGAUCUAGGACCAAAGGAGCUGAACUGGACUGAGCUGCAGGAGCUGAAACAGCUGGCCCGAGAGGGAUUCUGGGCUCAGAGCCACACCUUGCGGAGAAAGGUAUACCAGCGCCUGAUCCGGGACAUCCCCUGCCGCACAGUCACACCAGAUGCUAGUGUGUACAGUGACAUUGUGGGCAAGAUUGUAGGCAAGCACAGCAGCAGCAGCCUGCCUCUUCCAGAGUUUGUGGACAACACUCAGGUGCCGAACUACUGCCUGAAUGCCCGGGGUGAGGGGGCUGUGCGCAAGAUCCUCCUGUGCAUUGCCAACCAGUUCCCUGACAUCUCCUUCUGCCCUGCGCUGCCAGCUGUGGUGGCCCUGCUGCUUCACUAUAGCAUCGAUGAGGCUGAGUGCUUUGAGAAGGCCUGCCGCAUCCUGGCCUGCAAUGACCCCAGCAAGAAGCUCAUCGACCAGAGCUUUCUGGCCUUUGAGUCAUCCUGCAUGACGUUUGGAGACCUGGUGAACAAGUAUUGCCAGGCAGCCCACAAGCUGAUGGUGGCUGUGUCAGAGGAUGUGCUGCAAGUCUACUCUGACUGGCAGCGCUGGCUUUUUGGAGAGCUACCCCUCAACUACUUUGCCCGUGUCUUCGAUGUCUUCCUUGUGGAAGGCUACAAGGUAUUAUACCGUGUUGCCCUGGCCAUCCUCAAAUUCUUCCACAAGGUGAGAGCAGGGCAGCCCCUUGAAUCAGACAAUGUGAAGCAGGACAUCCGCAUGUUUGUCAAAGACAUUGCCAAGACAGUAUCCCCUGAGAAGCUGCUAGAAAAAGCAUUUGCCAUCCGCCUCUUCUCCCGCAAGGAGAUCCACCUCCUGCAGAUGGCUAAUGAGAAAGCACUGAAGCAGAAGGGCAUCACUGUCAAGCAGAAGAGUGUCUCACUUUCUAAAAGGCAGUUUGUGCACUUAGCUGUCCAUGCAGAGAACUUUCACUCAGAGAUCGUCAGUGUGAAGGAGAUGAGAGAUAUCUGGUCCUGGGUCCCUGAACGAUUCGCCCUCUGCCAGCCUCUCCUGCUCUUCUCCUCAUUGCAGCAUGGGUACAGCCUGACCAGGUUCUUUUUCCAGUGUGAAGGACACGAACCCACUCUCCUGCUCAUCAAGACCACACAGAAGGAGGUGUGUGGAGCUUACCUGUCAACGGACUGGAGUGAGAGAAAUAAAUUUGGCGCCAAACUGAGCUUCUUUGGGACCGGAGAAUGCUUUGUGUUCAGGCUGCAGCCCGAGGUGCAGCGUUAUGAGUGGGUGGUCAUCAAGCACCCGGAGCUGACCAAGCCGGCCUCCUUCAUGUCCUCAGAGACCAGCACUCCCUCUCCACUUAGCCACUCUGUCCCCUCAGACCCUGCUGACCGGCUCUCACCGUUCCUGGCUGCUCGGCACUUCAACCUGCCUUCCAAGACUGCGUCCAUGUUCAUGGCUGGGGGCAGUGACUGCCUCAUCAUUGGAGGAGGGGGUGGCCAGGCACUCUACAUCGAUGGGGACCUGAACCGGGGCCGCACAGGACACUGUGACACUUUCAACAACCAGCCCCUCUGCUCUGAGAACUUCCUUAUUGCUGCGGUGGAGGCCUGGGGCUUCCAAGACCCUGACACCCAGUGAUGGGCCUGCACUGACGAGCCUGAAGCUUUCUUGGCCUCACUGCAAGUCCGCACCUGAAGAAGUGACUCGAGGGACCAAACCUAGACCAGCCAACUCCAUAUCCAGGCACCUCCCCAGCUCAGAACCAGCUGGAUUCAUGGGAGCUUCUCAUCCUUCCUCUCUAGCCUGGUGGCCUCCUUGAGCCCAUUGCAGUCGCAGCAGUCA